GCAGUGAGUUGCGGCUGCUGUCUGCAGGAAGUGAAGAAGUCACUACUCCAAACCGCUCCAAACCUCAAAACUCAUUUGGAUAAGCCAGCCAAACAAACGAGAUACUUAUGACUUAUUUAAGUGACCAUGGAGGGGGAUGAAAUAGAAAUGUGCAAGGAGGAGCUCCAAACGUGGAUAAGAGAGAUGGUGAAGAAGCAGCUGAUCUCUACAGGUCUGGUAGAGAAAUGCAGUCUGCUGGAGUCUCUACUGAAAAGAAAGAAAGAACAGGCUUCCAAAAUCCUGAAGCUCUGCAAGUCUGUGGCAGCAUGUGAAGAACUCUUGAAGAAACAAUACACUUUAUUGGGAUUGGAGUACAAAGACACAGAUUCUGAAGAUGAUGAUGAUAAAACCAAAAGAGUUGGAAAUACAUCUCAACCGCAAAUAGAGUGUGUUCAGUUAAAAAAUCAAGCCCCUGCCUCUCCGACGACUAUACCUUUGAUACUAAAGCUUGAGGACAGUGAGAACCUUCAUUUUAGUGGCGGUAAAAGUUUCAAGAGAAAACCAGUGGUAGUCUUGACCAGACUUUCUAGUUGUAAGCGCCGGUCUUUACGAUCACCAACAGCUCAGAGUAAAAUCAGUGAGACUGAAUCGGUCAGUGAUGUUGGUUCUGAUCCCCAGUGGGAACCAGAAGAUGGUUCAUGUGACUCUGAUUACUCCAUCUCAAGUGAUAACCAUAGGGGGAAAAAGAGGAGAAAAAUAGAUCAGAGAGAUAAAAAAUGUGAUGCAAGACGUGAAAAACAGAACACCAGAACGAGUAAGGUUGGCAAGAGCAGCACAAAAUCGACACCCCAAGCCAGUAAAAACAGCAAAGCUAAGGACAAUGUAGAGAAACCAUCCACAUCCUCAGCUGGUCCAACUGUUUCCAAGGAGAUCACCACAGAGAGAACAUCGGCAUCCUCAGCUGAUGAAACUGUUAACAAGAAGAGCAACACAAAGACGACUUCGAUAUCCUCAGCAGACACAAAUGGUGAAACCCGUUCAAACAAAACAUCUCUUAACCCAUCAUUGGCUAAAGCCUCAAAAACUCCUGCAAGUGUUCCACAAGUAGAGCUCAGUGUAGAUAUGGAUGUCCUGGUUAGAAAGAAGGACAUUAACUGGCUGCCGGCAAAAAUCUUGGAGAUAAUACCUCAAGGUGAUAGAAUAAGAUACAAGGUCUGUUUUAAAUACAAGAAGAAGAAGAAGAUUGUCUCCGCUCACCACAUCGCCUUUGCCUGCACGCCAAACGUGGAUCAGCUGAGUGUUGGUUGUCGAGUGGUGGUCAAGUGUGCAGCUGACCCGCACAUGUUCUCCCCCGGUAUCCUGGCAGAGGUGCCCUGCAGGAGAAAUCGUAUGAGAUUCCUGGUCUUUACUGAUGAUCACAAGGCCAGUUAUGUUGGCUUACCUCAAUUACACCAGGUGUUCAGACCAUUGAAAAACCCCUUGGAUGAUAUUCCAGAUGGUGCCCACAAAGAUUUCAUUAAGGAGUAUUUAGAGACAUGGCCUCACCCGCACCAGACGUCAUACAUGAUUGGACAGAUUCUUCAUGCAGAAUAUGAAGACGUCCAGCAGAAGUGUGAAGUGGUGGAGAUUGAUUGCAGUGUGAUAUGGGUUGUUUUUCAGAAAGAUAAACAUAAGGAGUCCAUGUAUCGAGGCUCCAUGCGACUGCAAAACAUGAGCAGAUUAAAGAAACACUAGCAGUCAAACAAGGAGAAAAAUUCAACCUCAAUGAAAGAAUAAUCAAAAUCCACAAAUUGAUGGGACCGCAGGCAUGUCAAGAAAACUGGAUGCUGCGCUCCAACACUUGUACCUGAAGUACUCAGUGGAAGUUAAUCACCAACUGUAUUUGCUAAGAGUAUUUAAUCGGGUUUCACAGUUUAGUCCAUCCACAUAAGACAUCUGGACACCAUGCUGAAGAUUUCCUCUGAGCCCAACAUUGCAAUGAGACUAAAAUGAAAGCUGAAAGUGGUUCUAUACUGUUUAUAAACUUGUUUUAAUAUGAAUUGUGUUUGUGCUCUUAAAUAAAUUGUUUUGUUCUCAA
Molecule: messenger RNA, 2056 nt
Organism: Notolabrus celidotus (New Zealand spotty)
Lineage: Eukaryota; Metazoa; Chordata; Actinopteri; Labriformes; Labridae
Gene: setdb1a
Product: SET domain bifurcated histone lysine methyltransferase 1a
Exons: 10
Coding region: 127-1713 (528 amino acids)
Biological process (GO): negative regulation of gene expression; heterochromatin organization
Cellular component (GO): nucleus
Molecular function (GO): histone H3K9 methyltransferase activity
Source: RefSeq, a predicted model, not a curated record